AUGUCAAUUCACGAUAAAACUCCUAAUGAAGAGCAAGGUCUUUAUUCAAGUUGGGCAUUAUUGAUACAAACGAGUUUACUUAUACUAGCAUUAUGGACCAGUUAUUAUUUACAAGUUAAACAAAUUCGUGCUAUACAUGAAACUGUAGUAUCAAUAUUUGCUGGAAUGUUUGUUGGAUUGAUUAUCAGACUUUCACCAGGAUCAAUGAUUCAGAAGAUGGUCACUUUUCACCCUUCCUAUUUUUUUAAUCUUUUAUUACCACCAAUCAUAUUGAAUUCUGGUUAUGAAAUGAAAAAAGAAAACUUUUUUAAAAAUUUAGGAACAAUUCUUACUUUUGCUCUCGUGGGUACAUUUAUUUCAGCCAUUGUUAUCGGAAUUUUGACUGCAAUAUUAUCAUUGACUGGAAUUGAUUCACUUUCACUUUCAUUUUUGGAUUCAAUGAUUUUUGGAUCAGUUCUAUCCGCAACAGAUCCGGUGACAGUUUUAGCAAUAUUUCAAAGUUUAAAAGUUGAUCCUCGAUUAUAUUCGAUAAUUUUUGGAGAGAGCAUUUUAAAUGAUGCUACUGCUAUCGACAUUAAAACAAUAUCGCGGUCAAUCUUUUCAUCUUUACAAUAUCAUCCAGGGUAUUCUUUAUUUCUUGUUCAACUUUGGAUGUUCUUUAAUUAUGGGUGUAUUGUGUCUUUGUUAUUUUGUGGAAUUACAUUAAAACAUUACGCCUACGAUAAUAUGGCACUUAGAACUAAGAGAACAACAAAAUAUAUGUUUCACGUCUUUUCUAAAUUAUCCGAGAAUUUUAUUUAUAUUUAUCUUGGACUCACUUUAUUUACAAAGACUGAUCUUGAAUAUAAACCAUUCUUUAUUUUCUUCACUGCGAUUUUCAUGUGCGUAUCACGUUAUUGUGCCGUUUUUCCACUUUCAAAUAUUUUAAAUACUAUUGCACGUUAUCGAAAACGUACCGAAACACUUUCUCAUUCUCACUCGGUAAUGCUUUUUUGGUGUGGAUUACGUGGUGCUGUUGCAUUCGCAUUGGCAGCUGGACUUCAAGGAGAUAAUGCAAGUGCAAUGAGAACAACAAUUUUAGUUGUAGUAGUUCUUAGUGUAAUCGUAUUUGGUGGAACCACCAGUCGAAUGUUAGAAAUUCUUAAAAUAGAGACAGGUGUAGAAGAUCAAGAAAAUGAUAGUGGUGAUGAAGGUGCUCGUCAUAAUGAAUAUGAAGGAAGUAAUGAAUAUGGUCACUCGAGAUCUAAUUCUGAAGGUUCAAUCGAAUCUAAUGGAACCGGAAGUUCGAAUAAUGCAGAACAUCAUAAUUUAUUAUCUAGAGCCACUCCACCAAUUGUUUCUUCUUCAAGUCGUCAAACUCAUUGGUUCAUAUCAUUCGAUGAUCGAUUCCUUAAACCUUUAUUUACUCGACAAAAUAAUGUUAAAAAACAUAUUGAUGAAGGAUGGAGAAAUGUUGAUAGAAGGCAACAACAAGGAGAUAAUCAUAGCAAUAUUUCAUUAAAUGUAAAUGUUACAGAUAAUAUUAAUAAUGAGGCGGAAACAUUUCAAAGUUUUACAGAUCUUAAAAAUUCAGAAAUUAAUUAG
Diversispora eburnea is the source of this 1584-nucleotide messenger RNA. Lineage: Eukaryota; Fungi; Glomeromycota; Glomeromycetes; Diversisporales; Diversisporaceae. The record is from the annotation of a GenBank genome assembly.